Molecule: messenger RNA, 819 nt
Organism: Syngnathus typhle (broad-nosed pipefish)
Lineage: Eukaryota; Metazoa; Chordata; Actinopteri; Syngnathiformes; Syngnathidae
Product: transmembrane protein 238-like
Exons: 2
Coding region: 63-569 (168 amino acids)
Source: RefSeq, a predicted model, not a curated record
GCCGCUUCUCACCUAGCUCACCUUACAGCCGCUCUGCAGACACAUGACACCUGCACGCUGACAUGGAACCAGCGUACCGGGGUCUGGGUCGCUGCGUUUGCUGUUUCUGGUUGGCCGUGGCCUUCGACGUCGUAGGACUGCUCGUCCUUCUCAUCGGCGUGUUUGCGAACGUUUUUUUCUACGACCUCCUUAUCUACGCCGGCGCCAUAGUCAUCUUCCUCAGUCUGGUGUGGUGGGUCUUCUGGUACGCUGGAAAUAUUGAGGUGCUCGCCUCGGAACUGGAGGAUGACGUGGGUUUAGCAAAGAAGGACAAGGGUGGCAUCGGCGGUGCGGUUCGGCGCCUGUCCAACCGCGUAUCCAGCAGCAUCAGGAACUCGCUGCGCAGGAACGGAGAGGCGGUACCGGGCAGUGGCAGACGGCAAGGAGGAGCGCGGAGAUCGGCUGCGGGUCACAAUGUGGCCCCGCAUUCGGAGCAGGUGGUUGUUGCCAUGGCAACCUUGACGCCAAAUUUGGUGGGGUGCUACGACGCCGAGAUGCCGCCCACAGCAACUGAAACCUCUCCAACUUGAUGGAAAAAAAAAAACAAGAACAAGGAUACAUUCUGAAUUCAUUGCUGACCUGGGGAGAGUCUGGAAUCCGCUUCGACUUGGCUCAAUAUUAUUUUCUAAUUCUUUUUUAUUUUAUUUGUUCAAAAUCCAUAUGUUGAAUCAACAAACUGUCAAGUAUGUGGUUUAUGGAUAUUGAGUUGCAAUUGCCGUCAUAAUUAUAAAGAAUGGUCUAUAUUUUUAAUAAAAACAUUCAUCUGUAUUUACCUUGAAA